CAUCGGAUCUAGAAAGAGCAAGAUCUAGAACUUGUUCUCAUCACAGUGGCAUUUAAUCGUCUUCCUUCUUUGUGUCGUGGGUUUCAUAAUAUGGCUUCAAAACCAAGAAUAAAUGUAGAUGUGGUCAGCGAUGUCAUCUGACCCUGGUGCUGGGUUGGGAAGAGGAAAAUGGAACUCGCCAUGGACUCCUUGAAAGAUAAGUUUGAUUUCCAUGUGCGAUGGGAGCCGUUCUUCCUCAAGCCCAACACCCCACCAGAGGGAAUUCCCAAACCAGCAGCAUACACCGAUCCAAAUAACCCAAGAGUGGCAGCACUGAUUCAAAGUGGAGCUGAAAUAGACUUACAGUUUACCAACAAAUGUCCUGUAUUUCCAAACACACUGAAGGCACAUGCAUUAAUGGAAUAUUCAAAAGAAAUUGAUAAUGGUCAGAAACAAAAUGACGUGGCAGAAAAACUAUUCAAGAAAUAUUUCACGGACGGAGAAAAACUAUCAGAUGAGACUUUGCUCGAAGUAGUGAAGGAUGCUGGAUUAAGUAAAGACGGGUUUUUAAGCUACAUAACUAAUCCGGAUAAUCUGGAGAAAGUAGUCAGCAAAGCCGCUAAUUGGUCAUCCAAAGGAAUAUCAGGUGUGCCAACUUUUUACAUGAACGGCCAUAAGAUGUUUUCAGGUGCCCAAGAUCCUCACACUUUCAGUAGAAUGUUUGAAAUCGCAGCGACAAAAUUCCCUCUGCAGUCAGACAGCAAAAAUUAAAAGCAUUGCUAUUAAGAACAUAAAAUUAACACAGCGUAUAUAUAUGAUUUAUCUUGUCUGUAAUUUGAUGAAAACAAUAUUUACGGAAAGAAAUGAAUAACAAUCUUAUAUUAUAUAUUAGAAACUUCGAAAUAGAAAUUUUAAGUUUCUGUCAACAAACAACUUGAUUGGACAUAAAACUCUAGAAUUACAUCAAAAUACUAUUGUGCAAAAAUAUUCAUAUCGCAUAACUCAGGAAUUCUGAUGAACAGUCAAAUGUUUGUUGUUUACUUGUGAGUAGAUGAAAUUUUUUAUGGAAAUCUUCUCCCAUAAAAAUUGGAUAUAAAUAUUGUCACAGACAACAAAUAUUAGACUAUUCUAUACAUAAUUAUUUAUGGUUAUAUUGUUUUCUUGCCGUUUGCUUGAUUUGUUUCAUAACUUAAUAUUUCUUGAGAUGUAAAUACACAAUUUAUUGCUCAUUAAUAUUUCUGUUCUGUAAUUCAAGUGUUAUCUUUUUCUUUUCUUUUACUGUAUAAUUAAAAAUCUUUUAAGCUAGCAAGUCACCUUCGCAGCAGAGUUGAGCUUCUUAUUUGGGAGUCAGUCAAACAUGACUUUAUUUCUCAACCUUUCGAAGUCUGAAUGAAUGUACUUCUUCUGAACCUCUAACCAAAACAUAAAUUCUUGUCAACUCUGCUCUGAGGGUUAGGUAAACAUACCAAGCUGGCUUGAUAUAUAAAAUCGUA
Molecule: messenger RNA, 1472 nt
Organism: Saccostrea echinata
Lineage: Eukaryota; Metazoa; Mollusca; Bivalvia; Ostreida; Ostreidae
Exons: 4
Molecular function (GO): oxidoreductase activity
Source: RefSeq, a predicted model, not a curated record